This is a messenger RNA of Suillus bovinus, 1344 nucleotides long. RefSeq lists its product as uncharacterized. The coding region runs from base 289 to 1206 and encodes 305 amino acids. NCBI's taxonomy places the organism in Eukaryota, Fungi, Basidiomycota, Agaricomycetes, Boletales, Suillaceae. The transcript is spliced from 14 exons. The record is from RefSeq and is a predicted model, not a curated record.
CUCGUGCCUCGCUACGGAAUAGAGCGGCCACAUCCAAUUAUAUCUGAAACGAAUGCUUACAUAAUAUUCGCAGAAAAGAGUGCAAGGCUCUUUAGCACUGAUGAUUUCCGUGUUCAGAUGACUAUACAGGUAGCCCCGAGAGAUACGGGAAUACGAGUCACCCUAGUCACUGUAUAGCUAGGCUUGGCAGCGGUGGAUGAUAUUGGCCGAUUGAGCUGUUGCGCCUCGUCCGGAUCAUUCAAAGAUAAGAAGGUGCGUGACGCGUGUGGAUUCUUCACUUACACGCAGAUGGAGUAUUCGGCUGUCGAUAUCUCACUGGCCACGAGUCUGCAGCGAUUAGUGUACCUAUACAUGUCGAUGACGACAUUGUGGACUUAUGAUUAUGCUUGUUCGCUUCAUGAAGAGUGGACAUUUCUGCGUCGGUCGCGCUUAACCAAAGUCAAAGCCCUCUACAUCGUCACACGAUAUCUCCCCUUUUUUCUCAUCACCAUGUACCUAUGUCGUACGUUGAUGAGCUCUAGAACAAUAUUCUCGAUAACAUAUCGACGUGUUCUAUUUUCAGUAAACUUUACCCCGAACAGAACCUCCAAUAAAUGCCAGAUAUUGAUCGAUAUUUACUCAUCUCUCAGCCAGAUAUCACUCACCUGCUCUGAAUGUUUUUUUAUGCUCAGAACAUACGCGCUUUGGAACAACAAUAAGAUCGUACUUGUAAUCAUGCUGUCCACCGCUUUUGCUAUGGUCGUAACAUCCAUUAGCAUUCGUUUUAUCAUUAUUUCCACCUCAUACGUUACGACUAGCGGGAUCCCAGGCAUCCCAGGCUGUUCUGGAAGCUCGAGCGGUGUCCUUUACUACAUGUCGUUUAUUUUCUUGUUUGUGUUUCAAUUGGGACUAUUUUCUCUCACACUGAUACGUGCCGUACAGAGCUGGCGGUCGGCCAACGGUCCUCUGCAAGCCGUCCUGGUGAAACAUAACAUGUACUACUAUGCAUGCGGUCUCUUUCUCUCGGCCACAAAUGUCCUCGUGCCAGCGCUAUUUCCAAAUUCCCCAUACUAUACCGCCCUCGAAAAUUUUCAGGUAUACAUCCUUGCGAUCCUUGGAACGCGUAUGCACCUCCAUCUCUGGCAUUUCGACCAGCACAUGCAUAACUCUGAUGCCUUGGUAUACAUUUCUAUGUCGGACAUGUCACCUGCAGAUCUUAUAUUGUAACGUCUUAUCAUAUGGCAUAGUCGUCAGAGGAAUGAGAUUUGGACUACUAGAUGAUGGUUGGGGUGGGACGCAGUUAAUGUACUUUAGUCACAAUAAUCAUAAAACAAAGUAAAGAAAUAAUGCGCGAUAAGAGUGGCC